Nipponia nippon (crested ibis) is the source of this 1932-nucleotide messenger RNA. Lineage: Eukaryota; Metazoa; Chordata; Aves; Pelecaniformes; Threskiornithidae. The record is from RefSeq and is a predicted model, not a curated record.
AUGGGUUUUGCCGAAGACAAAGUGUACGAAUACAUUUUCAAAAACUUCAACACUUUCAAGAACAUCCGUGUGGCGUCGCUGAUCGAUUCCCUGACCUGCCUGACCGACGCCGACAGAGAUGAACUUCACACCCGGGAGGAAACGCGAGGGACCCAUGCCACCGUCUAUAGGUUUUAUCAGCACCUGAAGUGCCGGCAGGGCUGGGUGACGGAUCUCAUCGACGCGCUGCGCCAGAACAACGCGGGGCACCUGGCCGACGAGCUGCAGCACGUAUACGACUCCUGGCAAGCCCAUCCCCCGGCUCCCGCUGCUGCCUCCUUCCCUCCUGCAGCCAGCGAUGCCCGUCCUGCCGUCUCCUCCAUCGGUGCUCAGACGCUGUCCCCAGGGCCGAAUCCUGCUUCGGGCGCCCCGUUGGCUGAGCAGCCGCAACGAGACCUGCCCGUCGGCGGCCGUCUGCCUCUCCUGCCCAGUGCUGCCACCACCACGAGCACCGACCUGGAUGCCAGGGCCCCAGUGCAGGAAUCGCUCCCCAAAAACCUGGAACAAGAGAGUCCCCGGCCGCCUGCGCCUGGGAGCAUGGUCUGUGAAGGAGUGAGCGAUGGGCAUGGCGGAGAGGGGCAUCUCCUGCGCCCCAUCGAGGCCACGCAGGCGGCAGGGGGGACCCCCGGGGCAGCCAGCGCGGCCGGGCCAGCGCAGGACUGGCUGAGCCGCCAGCAGCGCCCGGUGUGCGUGGACAACGGGUGUUUUGGAAACGCCAACCACCUGCACCGCGGCGCGCCGGGCUUGGGUCUGGGCAGGUCUCUUCCGCCGAGGGAUGCGGGCGCUGCUCGCAGCCCUGAGCAGCCCAGGAACGAGCCCGAAGAGGAUUGCUACGUCUCGAAUGAGUUGUCCUCGAGGCUGGAGGGGACCACUCGCAGCGGGGGGCCGCAGCCCCCAGAGUCCCUGCCAAAAAAACAGGCUAUGCCCAGCUCCGAGUACGGCGAGCCCCCAGCCAGCUUCGUGGAUGUGCGCAGCCCCCUCCUCAUACAGCAGCAGUUCGAUGCGGAGCAGAAGCAGGUCAGGAUGCUGCGAGAGCACGCAGGAGAUGGAGACGCUUGGAUGGAAACAACUACCCCGGACGCUACCCCUGCGCCCAGAGACGCUUCCCCAUCCUGCGACACCUCCGUGAAGCCUCCUGUACAAGAGCAAAAACUGCCCGCGGGGGAGACGGCCAGCAGCACCCUCUCCAUGCCGACGAAGGAGAAAGUGCUCCCGGCCUCGGCAGAGCCUCUCCCGACUGUUGCAGGAAGCUCUGAAGGCGCAUCUGGGAGGCGGGCCUCCCAGCUGAGCUCUGGCACAAGCAUCUGGGCAUCUUGCAGCAACAUGGAGAGCAAUGCGGAGCUCAGCAAGGUGGGCAUCCUCCUCUCCGUGGCUGGGGAGAGCCCAGAGGCGGCCGGCAGAUGCCCAAGCUCUCAGGGGCCCAGCGGCCCCUGUUCUGGGCCGUCCGAUAGCCUCACCUUCAGGAGUGACCCAAUGUUGGUGAGCACGGAUAGCUCGAGCUCAGGAGAAGCGCUCUCCAGAGUCUCCUUGGGAUGCCCAGCUCCAGCAGCUCGUGAAGACCCCAGGGGAGAGGAGACAGCUGGAGCAAGCAGAGACUCCUGUCCGCCUCUGAGCUGGGACAGCACCUCCUUGGGCACCCAUGAGGUCUGCGUGGAGCAUUACCCCAGCGCCCAGCUCGGGGCAGGCAGCGACCUCCGAGAUGGAGACGAUCGCCUUGGAACCUCUCCAGUUUUUGAUUCUAGCAGGGGCCGCGGCACUGCGACCAGCUCGUCUCAGGCCAAAGUCCCCCCAGGGGACAGCAAUGGACCGUCCCUGCCGUACAUCGUUCCAGCUGUGGGCAUCGCUCUGAUUUCAGCUGCGGCGUUUCUGGUGUACGCUCGAUUGCAGAAAUAG